AUGUAUGGCAACAGUUGGCACAUGGCACCACCCACCCAAGCACCAGCAUCCAACUACAAACAGUCCCCACUCAUCCAACACCAGCAACCAGUCACCCAGUCAUCCAAACACCAGCAACCAGUCACCCAGUCAUCCAACACCAGCAACCAGUCAUCCAACACCAGCAAACCAGUCACCCAGUCAUCCAACACCAGCAACCAGUCACCCAGUCAUCCAACACCAGCAACCAGUCACCCAGUCAUCCAACACCAGCAACCAGUCAUCCAACACCAGCAACCAGUCACCCAGUCAUCCAACACCAGCAACCGUCAUCCAACACCAGCAACCAGUCAUCCAACACCAGCAACCAGUCAUCCAACACCAGCAACCAGUCAUCCAAUACUCAGCAACCAGUCACCAGUCAUCCAACACCAGCAACCAGUCAUCCAACACCAGCAAAAUAGUCAACCAGUCAUCCAACACCAGCAAACAGUCAACACCCAGUCAUCCAACACCAGCAAACCAGUCACCCAGUCAUCCAACACCAGCAACCAGUCACCAGUCAUCCAACACCAGCAACCAGUCACCCAAUCAUCCAACACCAGCAACCAGCCACCCAGUCAUCCAACACCAGAAACCAGCCACCCAGUCAUCCAACACCAGCAACCAGUCACCCAGUCAUCCAACAACCAAACAUCCAACUUAACAACCAGUCAUCCAACACCAGAAACCAGUCACCCAGUCAUUCAACAACCAGUCAUCCAACUCCAGCAACUAGUCAUCCAACACAAAAUCAGUCACAGCCAUCAACAACCAGUCAUCCAACUCUAG
Messenger RNA from Homarus americanus (American lobster), 810 nucleotides. Its product is annotated as flocculation protein FLO11-like. Lineage: Eukaryota; Metazoa; Arthropoda; Malacostraca; Decapoda; Nephropidae. The coding region runs from base 1 to 810 and encodes 269 amino acids. The record is from RefSeq and is a predicted model, not a curated record. The transcript has a single exon.